AACAAGUCAUGUGUUGUCACUUAUAGAAGAUGGAAGGAACUGCAACUUGGAGCAUGUGAGGAUGUGAAGCAACACACGUCUUAUCGUGGGGUUGUACACGCAUGACAAACAGUUAGAUUUAUUAUAAAGAUAUUUCAUUUAGAAGAAUAUAUACUUUCAAACAAAAUAGGAACAACAAAACAAGAAGUACACCGACCUGGUGCAUUUAAGCAAGUUAAUAAACUACAUAAAAUGGGUAGACAUCGUAGUAAAGGAUCAAUAAAUAGUGAGGUUAAAGGAAAUGUUGGAGUAAAAGUUUUAUCGAAACGUGCUACUAAAAAUCUUGGAAAGAGUGCCCGAAGGCUUCAAUCUUCACAAAUUAGAAAGAACAAGAGAGAGGAAGUGUUGCAGCAAAAAAGGAAUUUUGGUGGAUCCCAUUCUGCACCUAUUCUUAUAUGCCUUAUUCCAUUACAAGAAGAUGUUGAUACUGAUAAUAUAUUAUCAAUAAUAACAAAAGCUGACGAGUCUGCAAAUAUAACUAAUAAUCCAUGUGGUCUAAUACAUUUAAGGCUUUCUAAUUUUUGAAAUCUGUAUGUGGUAUACCUAUCUCUACGGGACCCAUAAAAUUGACGGGUAAACGAAAAUACGCAUUUUUCAUUAAAAAAUCGAUUUAUUCAAAUUAAGUCUGAAAGGAACAAUAUUAGGCUUGUAGAGGUGUGUGUGGCGUUGUGUUGUCGUCGGUGAUAGUAGUAGUUACCGGCUGUAGAUGUCGCUGCUGGGGCACUGCUAAUUAUUCUUUUAUUUUGAUGCGUGGCAGAUAAAUAGGAUCACGAGCGCCCCGGGAAUCGAACCCGGGGGUCCCGAACGUUCGAAACCUAGAGCGCUAAUCACUUCGCUACCGUGUCUGUUGCUUAGUUAGUGUCGUGUAGCGGUAUUUGUUGUCGAGUGCCGCUAGAGGCUUCACGUUUAAAUAAAUUAUUAAUAAAUAAAAAGUCUUUUUUUUAAAUUAUCACUAAAAGAUAACAAUAACGUUAACGGUACAGGGUAAUCAUAUCUGUGGCGGCACUCGACCUCGGAAAUUUCCAACGGUUUCGCGGCACAAAGCGCUUUAUCUUAAAAGCGCUAUGCCGACAAGCCUUAUGUGCCAUCGAUAUCCCUACGGCUCUUUCGCCGAAUUUUCGGGAGAAUGCAUCAUACGCGGCAAUCGUCGCGGACUUCUAACAAACGGGCGCGAUAUCGAUGGACAACAAAGAAAAGAAUCGGCGUGGCUUUUGAAUAAAAGAGAUUCAGUCUGCCCCUAGCUGGGAAGUGCGAAGGAUUACGCGAAGCGAACGUUGAGAGACGAGUAGUCGACUUCCGAUAACCUGCGUUAAGCAUUGGUUGUUAUCAAGUGUUGUUAAUUGUUAUUUGUCGUCAGUUGUUAAAAAGUCAAUAAACGUUUUUUGUUGAA
This is a messenger RNA of Bombus terrestris (buff-tailed bumblebee), 1429 nucleotides long. Its product is annotated as pre-rRNA-processing protein TSR1 homolog. The coding region runs from base 232 to 564 and encodes 110 amino acids. The record is from RefSeq and is a predicted model, not a curated record. Gene Ontology annotation, biological process: protein import into nucleus. Gene Ontology annotation, molecular function: nuclear import signal receptor activity. The transcript has 3 exons. NCBI's taxonomy places the organism in Eukaryota, Metazoa, Arthropoda, Insecta, Hymenoptera, Apidae.